Anoplopoma fimbria (sablefish) is the source of this 2469-nucleotide messenger RNA. RefSeq names its product STN1 subunit of CST complex (gene stn1). Gene Ontology annotation, molecular function: single-stranded telomeric DNA binding. The coding region runs from base 292 to 1374 and encodes 360 amino acids. Gene Ontology annotation, cellular component: chromosome, telomeric region; CST complex; DNA replication factor A complex. Gene Ontology annotation, biological process: nucleotide-excision repair; double-strand break repair via homologous recombination; telomere capping. NCBI's taxonomy places the organism in Eukaryota, Metazoa, Chordata, Actinopteri, Perciformes, Anoplopomatidae. The record is from RefSeq and is a predicted model, not a curated record. The transcript is spliced from 11 exons.
CAGGACUACAAGUCCACACACCACUGAGACAGGACUACAAGUCCACACACCACUGAGACAGGACUACAAGUCUCCCAGAAUGCAUUUCGCACCAGCAGAGAAGAGACAACAAUGGCGGAGACGACUCACAGCUGGACUUUGUAACCACUUCUGACCUGGAAAUAACUGCCAAACAGGCCAACAAGAAGCAGAACAACAACAAGUUUGCUGCAACAACCAGGGGCGGACUAAUGGAGCCGCAUCCAUCUGACUGUACCACUGCCAGCUGGUACCGUCUAUUAUACAGCCUCGAUGGAUCCAGCGGACGAGCCCCCGUCCAUGUUGUGGGGUCUGGACCCGGUCUUCACUGCCUUCGCCCGGCUGUUUGUCAGGGACGUCCUGCAGAUGACAGAGUCCACCCAGGUACCAGGUAUUUACUUCUACAACUUGCAUCCGAUCUAUAAAGUGGAUGUACUGGGGACAGUGGUUUACAAGAGAGAAAGAGAAGACUUCUUCUGUUAUGGAGUGGAUGAUGGUACUGGUGUAAUUAACUGCCUCUGCUGGAAGAAUGACCUGUUGAAAGAGGAGGAGAAUCCUACCAAAUCAGGAGGAAAACACAGUGAUGGGGCUCAAGGAGGCUUCAACCCAGUGGCUGAACUGGAGAAGCUGAGACAGGCCCAGCAGAGCCGCUGCCGUCUGGAGAUCGGAGAGCUGCUCCGAGUCAGAGGACCGGUGAAGACGUCGAGGCAACAGAGAGAAAUCAUGGCCUCCACCUUCUAUAAAGUGAACGACCCAGUGAUGUCGGCCCAGAUAGCGUGGAUGAUGGAGGUUCCUCGGCUCUACAGACAGUGCUAUGACAAACCACUGCAGCUGCAACCGAAUGCAACGGGGGACUCAGCCAUCAGUUCCCUCAGCAAGGCAACGAAUAUCAUCAGGGAUUUCUUCAAGCAGAAGUCGGUGACCAGGUUCAGACCCUAUGAUGUUCAGGACCUCCUGCAGCCUCUGAUCUCCAGCCAGCCUCAAACAGCAUCAGCAGACCCGGAGCCUGUGGCGGGUCCAUCUGCAUGCCAGCAGCUACGCCAGCUUCUGAAGGAGGCCCUGCAAAUUUUACAGGACGAGGGUGUCGUGUACCGCAAGGUCAAAUCCCAGGAUGAGGUCUAUCAUGUGACUGCAAAUGACACAGAUCUACUCAUCGUCGUCAAAGACGUCAUCAGGGAGGACUCCCGGAGAGAGAAGUAUGCAGAGAAGGGUUGCCACAUCCUGCACAUCCUGUCUGCAGUCAGGCAGCGCCACAGCCUGAACGUGAGCAAAGCCACGCUGGAGCUGGUCCUCAAAUCCCUGGAGACCAACAGCGACAUCGUCAGCACCAGCGACAACCAUUACACUGUGUUUUGACUGGAGUAUUACUAUGUGUACUGUUACUAUGUGUACUGUUACUAUGUGUACUGUUACUAUGUGUACUGUGAAUGUGAAUGUGAAUGUGUACUGAAGUGUGACUCCUGCCAACAUUACUUGAACUCCAUGUUUGUUGUUUUAUUUGAAAUGACUGCUGCAUAAUGACAGACAUUAGGGGAGCUUUCAGGACCACUGAGCACUUCACUGUUUCAAACAUUUAUGAUAGAAGACAUGUUCAAACGAAUAGGAAAUAAAUAACAGACCAGGGCUCUUCCAUGAUUAGAUGAACCCGCUAACGGGGCCUCUGGGGCCAAAUUUAAGGCCUCUUCACGCCAGUGAUGUUUCUUUUAUUCCAUUCAAUUACACGUCAAUUAGUUUUUUCUCAAUGUUGUUUUUGUCACGAAUACUUUCAUGCAGAGCAAGAAUAUAAAAAAAAUAUUAAUACAUUUUUUUAUAAUGCAAUCCCAUAGAUGUAACACAUUGAACCAUAUCCUGAAAACCAUUAACCUGCAUGUGAGUGAGAGAGGGGCGACACUGCAAAUGAUGUGACCAAUGUAUCACCAGCAGCAGCUGGAAUGAUGUCAUCUAAAAUCACACAGUGAAGAUCUGAGCACAUACGUUUCCUUACCGACACACAGGACCACCAGAGGACAAUGUUGCAUAUCCUACUGAUGACCAGCAGCCAACCACCCAACUAAUGCUACAUGUUAUCCUAAAGCUUGCUUUGAAUAAUGGCUGAUGUGCCUUUACAAAAGGGUUGAGCACCGUUAUGGUUCCUCAGUCUGGAGUCUGACUCACAUAGAGGUUUUACAGGAUUGUGUCUGAAAAUAGAGAAAAGCCUUUAACUCCUUCUCCCUCAUGAGAAAACACAAUGAAACAAGACCCCGGCUUUAUCCAACAUUCACAUGUGCUGGUACUGUAUAGAAAUGAGCUGAUUCAAUAAAAGGAAUGUGUCAUUUGCAUAUUGAAACAAACAUAUUCUGAAAAGAUAAAGAUAAUUGUCUUAAUGUAAAUAAUGAGCUGGGGACGUCCUCUUAAAGUGAACUGGUCUGGUUUAGUGUCCCCUGUAGAGGGUCCUCUUAAAGUGAACUGGUC